AAAAAAUAAAAGAGAAAAAACGAAAUAAAAAUGGUGUUCCAACUAUUGCAGCGUUCUUCUGUCCGGGCUGUGCAACAGUUUGGCAAAACACGCUGGAUCAACACAUCCGUUAUGGCCCUUCAAGAUUAUCGCAUUGAAACCGAUACUUUCGGUGAACUGAAAGUACCAAGUGAUAAAUACUAUGGCGCCCAAACAAUGCGUUCCCAAAUUAAUUUCCCCAUUGGUGGACCCACGGAACGUAUGCCUAAGCCUGUCAUUCAAGCCAUGGGUAUCUUGAAGAAAGCCGCCGCCGAGGUCAACAAGGAAUUCGGUUUGGAUCCCAAGAUAAGUGAAGCUAUUUCAAAGGCUGCUGAUGAUGUGAUCUCAGGAAAGCUUUAUGAUGAUCAUUUCCCAUUGGUUAUUUGGCAAACCGGUUCCGGUACCCAAAGUAACAUGAACGUCAACGAGGUCAUUAGCAAUCGUGCUAUUGAACUGUUGGGCGGCAAGUUGGGUUCCAAGGAUCCAGUCCAUCCCAAUGACCAUGUCAACAAAUCCCAAUCUUCCAAUGACACCUUCCCCACCGCCAUCCACAUCUCGGUUGCUUUGGAAUUGAACAACAACCUUAAACCCGCCAUUAAAAUCUUGCACGAUGCCCUCAAGGCCAAGUCUGAGGAGUUCAAGGACAUCAUUAAGAUUGGCCGUACCCACACCAUGGAUGCUGUUCCCCUGACAUUGGGUCAAGAAUUCAGUGGAUAUGCCCAACAAAUGGCCUAUGCCUUGGACCGUAUUGAUGCCUGUUUGCCACGUGUCUAUGAAUUGGCCUUGGGUGGUACUGCUGUCGGUACUGGUCUCAAUACCCGUAUUGGUUUUGCCGAAAAGUGCGCUGCCAAAAUCGCCCAAUUGACCGGAUUGCCUUUUGUCACUGCCCCCAAUAAAUUCGAAGCUUUGGCUGCCCGUGAUGCCAUGGUGGAAGUGCAUGGUGUUUUGAAUACCAUUGCCGUAAGUCUCAUGAAAAUCGCCAACGAUAUUCGUUUCUUAGGCUCGGGUCCCCGAUGUGGUUUGGGAGAAUUGAUGUUGCCCGAAAAUGAGCCUGGUAGCUCUAUUAUGCCCGGCAAAGUCAACCCCACCCAGUGUGAAUCCAUGACCAUGGUUGCUGCUCAAGUUAUGGGUAAUCAAGUUGCUGUCACUGUGGGUGGUUCCAAUGGUCAUUUCGAAUUGAAUGUUUUCAAGCCUUUGGUUGUUUCCAAUGUUUUGCGUUCCAUUCGUUUGUUGUCUGAUGGAAGCCGCACCUUCACUGCCAACUGCGUACAAGGUAUCCAAGCCAAUCGCGAUCGCAUUAACAAAAUCAUGAAUGAAUCCCUGAUGUUGGUUACCGCCCUGAAUCCCCACAUUGGUUAUGAUAAGGCCGCCAAGAUUGCCAAGACUGCCCACAAAAAUGGUACCACCCUUAAGGAGGAGGCCAUUAAAUUGGGUUAUCUAACCGAAGAACAAUUCGCUCAAUGGGUCAGACCACAAGAUAUGUUAGGCCCCAAGUAAAUGUU
Musca vetustissima is the source of this 1520-nucleotide messenger RNA. Its product is annotated as fumarate hydratase, mitochondrial-like. The coding region runs from base 31 to 1515 and encodes 494 amino acids. The record is from RefSeq and is a predicted model, not a curated record. Gene Ontology annotation, biological process: malate metabolic process; tricarboxylic acid cycle; fumarate metabolic process. NCBI's taxonomy places the organism in Eukaryota, Metazoa, Arthropoda, Insecta, Diptera, Muscidae. Gene Ontology annotation, molecular function: fumarate hydratase activity. Gene Ontology annotation, cellular component: mitochondrion; tricarboxylic acid cycle heteromeric enzyme complex. The transcript is spliced from 4 exons.